GUUAAUGGAAUGAAUAUCCGACAGAAUGAGCUGCGACUGACUGUCGAACUUCGUCAGGUGACCGACGCCGUUGAAUGCAUCUUCCACUCGUUGCUCCUUCACAGAACACUUGGAAGGUUCCAAUACAACGAUGAGAAGACGUUCUCGAUGGGAUCGAUCGGUAUCAAGGAAGUCAGUUGUGAGCAGAUUGAUAUGACUUAUGUUCGCGUGAACUCUACGGAGCUGGCGAUGUGCGUCGACGAGGACAUUCGUCAAUUCAAAUGUGAAGUGGAAGAAGCCACGUGCUCUGGCUCGAUACCACGUCGCACGCCGACAGUCGGAAGUCCGACAGACAGUGCGAUUCCACUUUUGUCCGCACAAAUCGGACUCCAAUUUUAUACAAAAUCCAAAAAGCCCAACUCUGUCAUUGGAACAGCCGUCACGUGGUUCGGAGGUGCGGCGGCAACUGCUACCGGCGCCACGGUCGCCGACGAUGGAACGUCAUGGGAAGAAUGGAAGCUUAUCUUGGACGUUUUCCGUGUCGAAUCGAUAGAUGAGCUUCAAAAAAUGCGUCAACGCGUCGCUGACGAUAUUGGCGAAAAAGUGCUGGAUAUUUGCGAGCACAUUAAUCACAAUCACUAUACGCCGAAAAUGCCGACGAAAACCGAGAUUCCCGAGAUUUUCGAGACGAAAUUCUCGGAUUGCCAACCGUAUUUGUUCAAGAUUCGACGACAGGCUGUUCCACAAAUGGAGCACAAACAAUCGCUGGCUCAAGUGGCACUAUCGCGUUGGAAAGAUAUCCUUGCUGUCUAAAAAAAAUCUGCCUCCUCCCGAAAUUACUCAUUUUUUGUCCAAAUUUUCCAACUUGUUUUAGGUUUUUGCGAUUUUCUCCGAGCUUCCUCACCCCAAAAUUUUUCCGCCCACGCCUCCCAUUCCUUGUGUGUAUUUUUUGUACAUUCUUCCAAUCUUCUCUAAAAAAUAUGUGUAAAAAUUUGAAAUUUUUUUGUAAAAAAUCCCAGUUUCUUUCUGUAAAAUCUAGUUUUUUUUUUGGAUUCUUCUCCAUUUUUUUCAUUGUUCUCUGUGCAUUUUACUCAAUUUUUUCACUUUUUUUUUCAUCACCAAAUUGAUUUUUUUGUCUACUUUUUUUCCUUUUCUCCGCAUUUACCUUACAAAAACCUCUUCCCUUAGGGGAAUUCCACCACUGAAAUUACCUCUUUUCUGCCUGAAAAAUUGGAAGAAAAUUUUCGAUUUUUUCGUUUACGGGACCCCUCGCACUCUCUUCACUCUUCACACUAUUUCCCAAAAUUUUCCCAAAAAAAAAAAAAAUUUUCUCUGAUAAGCCACCCACUUCCCUCCAAUUUUUUUCCAUUUGUGUUGAUUUUUUAAUGAUUAAAAAAUGUUUU
This is a messenger RNA of Caenorhabditis elegans, 1382 nucleotides long. It is a transcript of the gene epg-9, whose product is annotated as Autophagy-related protein 101. The record is from RefSeq and is marked reviewed. Bases 10 to 792 code for a protein of 260 amino acids. NCBI's taxonomy places the organism in Eukaryota, Metazoa, Nematoda, Chromadorea, Rhabditida, Rhabditidae. The transcript has 6 exons. Gene Ontology annotation, biological process: autophagy.